Molecule: messenger RNA, 793 nt
Organism: Linum tenue
Lineage: Eukaryota; Viridiplantae; Streptophyta; Magnoliopsida; Malpighiales; Linaceae
Source: the annotation of a GenBank genome assembly
GACAACGAGGCCACAAAUUUGCCCCGGUUUUCCACCCAACCCGAUUUCCUUUCCCCUCCCUCGACCAGCUGCAGGUGUCAUCAGUGCGACACCAGAGCCGGAGGGACCCGGGCCGGAUCCGCCACUUUCCCUUCCGCCCCCACGCUAAUCCUCAACCCGCGGCGCGGUGGCCUAAGUUUCCGGAGCCGACCAGAUUCUCGAAUUCUGCGAGCGUGAAAGAAUCAGGGAUUUGAAUGUUCGGUCUCUAAACCUAGGAUGGAAUCAGAAGUGGUAGAGGCAGAGUUGGUGCUGCCAACACACCUGAGCUUCAAGAAGGUACAGAUGUAUGAAAAGUACCCAAAGGGUCAGUCCAGAGGCCGCCACUGGAAGCACUUGAAGCAGAUCCUCCAGGCCGAGAAUCUCCAAAACUAUCCUCCUGAUGAACCUAACUACGUCAACAUCGAAUCACCGCCCUCGAUGCAUCCGUCCAUGAAAAUAUGCGACAUCACUGGGUUAGAGGCACCAUAUCAUGAUCCAAGGACAAACCUUCGUUAUGCAAAUACCGAGGUCUUCAAGCAAAUAAGGGCACUUCCAAAUGAGUACGUGCAGAGGUACCUGGCUCUGAGGAAUGCAGCAGUUGUUCUGAAAUAGCCGCGGCUAAGAGACACAGUCACGCGUGUUUGUUAACUUUAAAUAGCACAGAGCUCAGCUUCAAACUUAGUUCUAGCCUUCUAGUACUGUCAAAGAUCUGUGUAAAACAAUAUUACCCUCUCUGGUAAGUUUAUAACAAUCAAACAAGUUAUUUUCUCCUCCA